Molecule: messenger RNA, 1458 nt
Organism: Sporothrix brasiliensis 5110
Lineage: Eukaryota; Fungi; Ascomycota; Sordariomycetes; Ophiostomatales; Ophiostomataceae
Exons: 1
Coding region: 1-1458 (485 amino acids)
Source: RefSeq, a predicted model, not a curated record
AUGGACGUACCGCACACUCACGCAGAGGAGAAGCAAACUCCACAGAGUACACAGACACAAAAACGACAGAUUGUUGGCGACUGCGACAACGACAAAGCACCACCGAAACGGGCACGAUUGACACGACAAAACCUUGCCGCAUUCGACAAGAUGGGCAAGAACAAGACCUCAAACCCCACGGACGGAUCGUCGACAACCACAAAGUCCACCUCGACGACGACAUCUGGCUUCGCUCUCCAAGCCCGAAAGAAUGGAAUCCUCGACCCUCGCAGCUCGAAGCCGCCCCAAAACCUCGAGGAUCUCCGCGAACGACUUGCCAGGUCCCGUGAAACCGCUUCCCCUCCCGAGUCAGCGUACGAUGACUAUGUUGAUCAAGUCGAGCGAGCCAAGAACGAAGCGACUAUGGUGAUCAAGACGAGCGUGAGGCUGCUAAAGGAAUAUCCCAAAGGCUACGACCAAGCCUUCAACCAGGCAUUCACAGGCAUUCCGAAAGAUGUCGGCUUCAACAAUGGCCUCUCUGCUCCGCAGCCUGACUUCAUAGAGGGACUUGAGAUGGAGGGAUACCUCCCGUUCCCGGUUGACGAGCGCAUCUGCGGGGCCGUUCUAUAUAAGGAUGAUCCCCACUCCUUAACACUGCCGCACGUGGCCGGGGAAUGGAAGGGACCCGGAAAAGACAUGGAAGAGGCCAGAAUGCAAGCCGCUUACGACGGCGCAGCACUCGUCUACGCAAGGAACCAAGCCCUUGCCUACCAGGGAAAAUCCGACCCUGCCGGCCACGCACACAUCACAACCUUUACUACGAAUGGUACCCAGCUCAGCCUUUACGCGCACUUCGCAACCCCAGCCCAAGACGGCAUUCUUGAAUACCACCAGUUUCCUAUCAAGUCGACGAGUUUGGCCACGUCUCACGGAGAACACAAGGACGGCUACAAGCACCUCAGAAACGCGCAAGACCACGCGAGGGACCAGUCGUGCGCCUUGAAAGACGAAUUACAAGACCAUUGGAAGCAGCAGCGACAUGCGCCGCACCGAAUUGCCGAGGGAACACAGUUGCCUGACCCACACGAUACCGAAACGGUGCCAACUCUGCCAGUACCCGGCACCGAUCCACUGCACGCAUAUGAGAACAAGGACGACGACGAGGUCGCCGCACACCAGCCGACUCAUCAGCCGACGCCACCUACGUCGUCCAAGCACAAGAGUAGCAAGACGAACUCGCACCACUCGCACGCGACGCCGUAUUCGCCGAUGGCUCCCCCCACGACACAGACGUCCACUCACAAUGCGGGCCAGAAGCGAAAGGCCCCAUCCUCGCAGGGAUCGUCAAGCGGCUCGUCCCAUCAUAGCAAGUACAGGAACUACUGGACCAAGGACAAAACGACCGGACGCUUCUAUCACAAGCAUUCCGAUGGCACAAUCGCCUGGCUCGAGGAGGAUGGCGACGACGACGACGACUAG